Molecule: messenger RNA, 948 nt
Organism: Lycium ferocissimum
Lineage: Eukaryota; Viridiplantae; Streptophyta; Magnoliopsida; Solanales; Solanaceae
Product: ras-related protein Rab11D
Exons: 2
Coding region: 115-786 (223 amino acids)
Cellular component (GO): endosome
Molecular function (GO): GTP binding; GTPase activity
Source: RefSeq, a predicted model, not a curated record
GUAAUAAGAUCCCAGCAAGACUAGUCAAAGAUCUACUUCUCCUCUAUUUCCACUGUCUCUCUCUUCCAUUCUUGAUUAUAGACAGGGUUUUUUUUUCUUCUGGUAAAUUAAUAAAUGGCGAGUAGUGGAUAUGGAGAUGCGAGUCAAAAGGUAGAUUAUGUGUUUAAGGUUGUGUUAAUUGGUGAUUCAGCUGUAGGCAAGUCUCAAAUACUAGCUCGAUUUUCUCGUAAUGAAUUUAGUCUUGAUUCUAAGGCUACUAUUGGUGUUGAAUUCCAGACAAGAACACUUGUUAUACAACAUAAGUCUGUUAAAGCUCAGAUCUGGGAUACUGCUGGUCAAGAACGAUAUAGAGCUGUCACAAGUGCAUACUACAGAGGAGCUGUGGGAGCUAUGUUGGUUUAUGACAUAACGAAACGCCAAACAUUUGAUCACAUACCCCGGUGGCUGGAAGAGUUGCGUGCACAUGCCGAUAGGAAUAUCGUGAUCAUUCUGAUCGGAAACAAAACAGAUCUCGAAGACCAACGAGCUGUCCCUACCGAGGAUGCUAAAGAAUUUGCCCAGAAGGAAGGAUUAUUCUUCUUAGAGACUUCUGCAUUGGAAGCGACAAAUGUGGAGGAUGCAUUCUCGACUGUGUUGACAGAGAUAUUCAACAUCGUAAACAAGAAGAAUCUUGCUGCAGAUGAGAAUCAGUCCAACGGGAACCCGGCAUCUUUAGCUGGGAAGAAGAUUCUUGUACCUGGUCCUGGACAAGUUAUCCCAGAAAAGAAAGCAUGUUGUAGAUCUUGAGAUAUCGGGAUUCGGCGUUUCUUUUACUUAGGUGACAAUUUUAAUGAGUAUUAAUGUUUCAAAGUUUUACUGAUAGGAAUUCUUGAAAAUCUCAUGUAUUUGGUUGUAAAUUCAUGUUGUUUUUGUGAUGUUUCUGUGAAAGGAAAUGAUUAUAUUGUUCUC